Messenger RNA from Orycteropus afer afer, 948 nucleotides. RefSeq names its product olfactory receptor 12-like. Lineage: Eukaryota; Metazoa; Chordata; Mammalia; Tubulidentata; Orycteropodidae. Gene Ontology annotation, cellular component: membrane. Gene Ontology annotation, biological process: sensory perception of smell; G protein-coupled receptor signaling pathway. The record is from RefSeq and is a predicted model, not a curated record. Gene Ontology annotation, molecular function: G protein-coupled receptor activity; odorant binding; olfactory receptor activity.
AUGAAGAGUGAAUUGUAUCAGAAUUACUCAGAGGUGAUUGAGUUUAUUCUUCUGGGAUUUAAAACCGAUUUAGAGAUACAGAUCAUUUUAUUCCUACUGUUUUUGCUAAUCUACAUAGCCAUUUUGGUGGGAAAUAUGAGCAUGAUACUUGUCAUUAAAGUGGAUUCCAGACUUCACACCCCUAUGUAUUUCUUUCUCAGAAAUUUGUCUUAUUUAGACCUGUGCUACUCCACAGUCAUUGCUCCCAAAACCCUAGCCAACUUCUUAUCUAAUGAAAAGAAAAUUUCUUACAAUGGCUGUGCAGCCCAGUUUUUCUUCUUUGUCCUCUUUGUCACGACAGAGUGCUUCAUUCUGGCUGUGAUGGCAUUUGAUCGAUUCUCAGCCAUUUGUUCUCCUCUCCUUUACCCUGUGCACAUGUCCCAGAAGGUCUGUGUUCAGUUGGUUACUGGCUCCUAUAUCUGUGGAACCAUUAAUGCUGUAGUUCAAACAAUUUUCACCUUCUGUUUGCAUUUCUGUAAAGAAAACAGACUGGAUCACUUUUUCUGUGAUGCCCCAGUCCUGAUUGAGAUCUCGUGUGAUGACACCUUUGUGAAUGAGAUUGUGAUGUGUGUUUUCUCUGCUUUUAUCAUCAUUGCCACGACAACGGCUAUCCUGAUAUCUUAUGCUUAUAUCCUUUCCACUGUCCUGAAGAUCCCCUCGACUCAGGGCAGGAGUAAGACCUUCUCCACCUGUGGCUCCCAUGUAGCAGUGGUGAGUUUAUUCUAUGGGACUAUAUUCUUCAUAUAUGCUCAGCCUGGGGGCCUUUCCUCACCCCAGCAAAACAAGAUUGUUGCUGUGUUCUACACACUUAUAAUACCAAUGCUCAACCCUCUAAUAUAUAGUCUGAGAAACAGAGAUGUGAAAGAUGCUGUGAAAAGGAUGUUAUGUGGGAAAUGGUCCUCAUAUUGA